GAGAGAGAGAGAGAGAGAGAGAGAGAAAGAGAGAUGAGCAUAUGGGUGUGGAUGGACAUGUAUGUGUGUGCUGUGUAUGCAUAUGAUGACAUUUAAUGAUUGAGGAACAGAGAGGACUGAGAAGUUUAAUUUUUUAAAACUUUUUUUUUUAAAAAAAAAAAGAAACAACAAGAGAAGUACUACUGAGAAAGAGAGGAGAGAGAGCAAGAUAGGUCUUAUAGGGUUGAUUGUUUCCUUCUCUUUUACUCCGGAUUGUUGCUGUCCCCUUAUAUACUUUCCGCUUGGUUCUUUCUGGGUUUUGUGUUAAGUGCUUCUUCUUGGUUCUUUCUGGGUUUGCAUCUCCAGAUUUUUCAAGCUGAUUUUCAGCUACUCGGAUACGAUAAAAUACCCUAGAAAAGCUUAAAGUUUGAUUUGUAAGUUGUGUAAUUUUGGCUGAUUUUUGAGAAGUUGAUUUGGUUGUUUGCUCAAGAGGCAAAGAAGAAAACAAGAGCAAUAAAAGCUAAGGAAGAAAGAGAGUAAAAAGUAAGAUGGCUGCCGCCUCAUCAUCCGCACCGUUUUUCGUAGCCGGAGAAGACAACCAAAACCAGAUGAUACAAGUUCAACAACAUUCAUCUACAACUGUUUCCUCCACUGUUCCAAACACAGCACCUCCAAAGAAGAAGAGAAAUCAACCUGGAAAUCCAAAUCCAGAUGCAGAAGUGAUAGCACUAUCUCCCAAGACGCUAAUGGCAACAAACAGGUUCAUAUGUGAGGUGUGCAACAAAGGGUUUCAAAGGGAACAAAACUUACAGCUCCACAGAAGAGGACACAACCUGCCCUGGAAGCUAAAGCAGAAGACUACAAAAGAGGUGAAGAGAAAGGUUUAUUUAUGCCCUGAACCCACAUGCGUCCACCAUGACCCUUCUCGUGCUCUUGGCGACCUUACUGGCAUCAAAAAGCACUACUCUAGAAAACAUGGCGAGAAGAAAUGGAAGUGCGAAAAGUGCUCUAAGCGCUAUGCUGUUCAAUCCGACUGGAAGGCUCAUUCUAAAACUUGCGGCACCAGAGAGUACAGAUGCGAUUGUGGCACUCUCUUCUCAAGACGGGAUAGCUUCAUCACCCAUCGAGCUUUUUGCGACGCUCUGGCUCAGGAGAGUGCAAGACACCCAACCAGCUUAAACACACUGGCCACUCACCAUUUGUACGGAAACAAUCACAUGAGCUUAGGCUUAACUCAAGUUAGUAAUAAUUCUCAGAUUUCCUCCUUGCAAGACCCAAACAGCGUCCCUUCAGCGGCUAACAUUUUAAGGCUGGGAAGUACUACUACUGGUGGUGGACCAAAAUUUGAGCACCUCAUUAAUCCAACGUCUACAAACCCUUCUUCUUUACAGCCAAAUCUGCCACCUUCUGCGGCCGCAUUCUUCUUGCAAGAUGCAAACCAAGGCUUGAUUCAAGAUCAGCAUGGCGUGGUAUCUUUUCAAAACAAGCCAAUUCAUGGUCUGAUGCAACUUCCUGAUCUUCAAAGCAACACAACGAACUCUCCUUCAUCUGCUAAUCUCUUUAACCUUGGCUUCUUUUCCAACAAUAGCUCAACUAGCAGCAUAACCAACAGUGAAAACACCAACACCACCAACCUCCAGAAUUCUGGCUUCCUUGGAGCUAACCAGUUUAACAAUGGCAACAAUGGCAGCCAAGGGACUACCUCCAUCUUCUCUAAUAACCUUGGUGAUCACUCCGGUUCCGGUCUCUCCUCCCUCUAUACAAGUUCAGUGCAACAUGAAGCCAUUUCCCCACAUAUGUCAGCCACGGCAUUGCUUCAGAAAGCCGCGCAAAUGGGUUCAACUACGAGUAGCAACAGUACAUCAACCCUGCUACGAGGCUUGAGCGGCGGCGGCUCUUCCUCAACUGCUGGUAAACCAGACCGAUCAAUCAUGCCCACCAACUUUGGCGGAAAUUUUGGGAGCAAUACAGAUCAAAGCCUGAGAUCACAAAUCGACAAUGACACCAAUCUCCAAGGACUUAUGAAUUCUCUCGUAAAUGGAGGGUCGACCAUCUUCGGCAGCGGCAGCGGAGGAGGAGGAGGAGGAAGACAGGGACAGGAUCAUAGCUUUGUCAGCUUCUCCGCCGGCGGUGGGAUGUCAAACUUUGGCGGCGUGGACGAGGCAAAGCUUCACCAAAAUCUUGCCGGUUCUGAUAAGUUGACGUUGGAUUUUCUUGGCGUCGGAGGAGUUGUAAGAAAUAUUAGUGGUGGGUUCUCGCAUAGAGAUCAGCAGCAGCACCAACAACAACUGGGGAUGAACAUGAGCUCGUUGGAACAAGAAGCUGCCAAGUCUAAUUCACAGCAACCAACUCAAGCUUUUGGGAGAACAAAACUGCACUAGUGACGAAGAGAAACGUGUUGACAUGAGUGAAACAGAAGUUGGCAUAGUAGUUUUUAGAUAUGGAACAUGGAUUAUAUUGUAAGUUGAUGAAUUUUUCAGUCCACUUCUAAUUUCAGUUUUUUUUUUUU
This is a messenger RNA of Carica papaya (papaya), 2488 nucleotides long. Its product is annotated as protein indeterminate-domain 4, chloroplastic-like. The record is from RefSeq and is a predicted model, not a curated record. Lineage: Eukaryota; Viridiplantae; Streptophyta; Magnoliopsida; Brassicales; Caricaceae. Gene Ontology annotation, molecular function: DNA-binding transcription factor activity. Gene Ontology annotation, cellular component: nucleus.